Messenger RNA from Rhizopus microsporus ATCC 52813, 168 nucleotides. RefSeq lists its product as uncharacterized. NCBI's taxonomy places the organism in Eukaryota, Fungi, Mucoromycota, Mucoromycetes, Mucorales, Rhizopodaceae. The coding region runs from base 1 to 168 and encodes 55 amino acids. The record is from RefSeq and is a predicted model, not a curated record. Gene Ontology annotation, biological process: multicellular organism development. The transcript is spliced from 4 exons.
AUGUCCCCAUAUAACAACUUCAUGAAGACCGAACUUGCCAAGGUCAAGAAGGAAAACCCUGAUAUUGCUCACAAGGACGCUUUCAAGAAGGCUGCUGAAAACUGGAAGAAUGCUAAAGAAAACCCCAAGAACAAGAAGGACGAUAAGGAAACUGCUGCUGCUAAAUAA